Caenorhabditis angaria is the source of this 1608-nucleotide messenger RNA. The record is from the annotation of a GenBank genome assembly. Lineage: Eukaryota; Metazoa; Nematoda; Chromadorea; Rhabditida; Rhabditidae.
AUGGCAUGCCCUUAUGGUUACGGUUCUUCAUCUUCCGAAGGUCUUUCGAGUCAAGUGAGAUUUGAUGAUGGAAAUGAAGAAAGUCAGGAAGGAGUUAACAAAGUUGAACUAGGAUUUGGACAAACUUAUUCCGAAUAUUUACAGGUAACUACUGGAAGCAGAAAAUAACUUGAACUUGAGAUUUUCGAGAAAAAUGCUUUGAAGUUGUUUUUGACCAAAUGACCAGAAAAAUUUCAUUUGGAAAAUCUCGAGUUCCAGUUGCAAAUUCUCUCAUCCUUAAAUUUCUCCAAAAUAUCAUUUUUCAGCUUGAUAAAGUAUUGACAGCGCAAAGAUUAUAUUCUGAAAUGGAUGGAAGAAUAGUGGAUGAUGAACAUUUAUUUAUAAUAAUUCAUCAAGCUCACGAACUAUGGUUUAAGCAAAUUAUUUUCGAUUUAGACGCAAUUAGAGCCUUAUUAAAUAACGACGUGGUUGAUGAGACAAAAACUCUGAAAAUAGUCUCGAAACUCGAUCGAAUUGUAAAAAUCUUCAGUCUUCUCACCGAACAAAUCACACUUUUGGAUACAAUGAGUCCAUUGGAUUUUGUCGAUUUUCGAAAGUAUUUGACACCCUCAUCUGGUUUUCAAUCAUUACAAUUUCGAAUUUUGGAGAAUAAGUUGGGUGUGAGACAAGAAAGAAGAAUUCGAUAUAAUGCACAACAUUAUAAGAAUGUUUUUAAAGAGCAAGAAUUGAGCACUUUGAAUGCUUCGGAAGAUGAACCAAGUUUAUUGGUUCUAAUUGAGGUGGAGUCUAGGAUUUAUCUCUGUGAACUUUUUAUAAAUUAAUAUUUUUAGAGUUGGCUGGCUCGUACACCUGGUCUCAAAGCGACUGAAAAUCACCAAGGAUUCUGGGAGCAAUAUGAAGCAAGUGUUCAAACAUAUCUUGAUCAUAUGUUAAAACAAGCUGAAGAACCAACAAACACUGAAGAAGUUCGAAAACAAUUAAUUGCUGAAUAUCAUAAGAACAAGGAUUCUUUCGCUUCAGUUUUAGAUCCACAUUUGCAUGAACAACAAAUUCGAAAUGGUAAUCGACUAUUAUCGCAUGAUGCGACAAAAGGAGCUAUGAUGAUUUAUUUCUAUAGAGAUAUGCCAAGAUUUUCGCAACCUUAUCAGAUUUUGACAUUUUUAAUGGAUAUUGAUAGUUUAUUUACAAAGUGGAGAUGUGAGUUUGUUUAAGGAUUGGGGGAAGGAACUCACAAUCAGGAAAUCUUAAGUUGAAAAGCUGGAUUCUCAAAAAGUAGUAGAAAAUUACACUACUUGCAAUAUCCGUGCACACACGCCAUAAUUUGAAUCCAUCUCACAUUAGUGUUUUUUUUAUUAUGGGGAAUAUAUUUCAGACAAUCACGUACUUCUUGUUCAACGCAUGUUAGGAGCUAAACAAGGAACCGGCGGAAGUUCCGGAUACAUGUAUCUCCGAAGUACAGUCAGUGAUCGCUACAAAGUAUUCCUUGAUUUGUUCAAUCUCUCAACCUGGCUGAUUCCACGUGAAUAUAUUCCAACACUUUCUCCACACAUGGUCAAAACACUUUCAGAACAUACACAUCUUCAUAAUUCACAAUCUGAAAGUGAAUAA